UGAUAUAAAUUUUGAGGAGACCACGGAUCUUUUAGUCUCCCUCAUUCAUUUAGUUGUCAUUUAGACAUUUGGGGUAUGCUCGAUGGAGAACAUGGUGUUAAACAUCUUUAUUUUGUUUCUUGCGAUCCAUGCCGUAACAGCUGCAGUGACAUUCGUAAGACAUCGGAGAGAAGCUUUAAAUUUGACAACUGUGCACACCAGGCAUGACGACAUCGCCCACUUCACGUGCACAUCACGUGACCAGACAGCCAGCAUCACUUGGAAAAGGGAAAGAAAAGACUUAUCAAACAGCGAUCUUGGUGUAGCUGUGCUCGAAACGAAAAAUGGCGGGAAUAUGGAAAGCCAUCUAUUUGUCGCUGUGACAGAUGAUGAUUUACGAGGAAAAUACGUUUGUAUAUCAAGCGAUAAACCUGAUGAGGUGCUACGUACAUUUGUUAUUGAAAACGACCCUGCUCGCAAGGGAACACUUAGCCCUGAGCAAUUUUGGGCAAUCAUUUUGUCCAUUACAAUUGCUUUCCUUCUCCUGGUGUUCAUAGUAUUUUUCUUGUGGCGCGGAAACAGGAGAAUUAAGAGAGCUCAGAAAGAAGGCAAAGCACAAAGAUUCAGGAACAACCAUGGAGGUGCAGAGGAAAACCUGGCCGUAGAAGGGGAGCUUGUCGAGUUUAGAGGAUACAGAGUCGAGGCUGAAGCCGAGAGAAAUGAGCAAAUGACACCUGACACUGGAAAUGGAAAUGCCAGAAAUAACUGUGAAGAAGACAAACGCGAGGAAAACACGACUCAGGCUGUGAUUGAGUCUUCGGGGAGAAGCGGAAGAGAAGGCUGUACACAGUUCUGAAAGAGCAUUUGGUGAAAUUUCCACGCAGCCCCAUACUACAUUAUGCAUUCAGUUCUUGGAUAGAGAAAACAAUGACAAAAACAAAACAUCGCCAUUGGGAAAACAGAUUUGUUUUACAAUAGUAUGGGGCUGUGCGGAAAUUUUACCAAGCAUUUAUUUGCUAAAGCAAAUAAACUGUGGAAGGUUUUGAUCUAUGUAUAUUUUUGAAAAUAUGUUUAAAAAUUCAACCUUUGAAUAAUUAACAAUAACAUCUUAGAAGGUAUUUAGGUAUUUCAAAGAAUCCA
Molecule: messenger RNA, 1119 nt
Organism: Pocillopora verrucosa
Lineage: Eukaryota; Metazoa; Cnidaria; Anthozoa; Scleractinia; Pocilloporidae
Source: RefSeq, a predicted model, not a curated record